This is a messenger RNA of Helobdella robusta, 1017 nucleotides long. RefSeq lists its product as hypothetical. Gene Ontology annotation, molecular function: acetylglucosaminyltransferase activity. The transcript is spliced from 2 exons. Lineage: Eukaryota; Metazoa; Annelida; Clitellata; Rhynchobdellida; Glossiphoniidae. The record is from RefSeq and is a predicted model, not a curated record. The annotation marks the transcript as partial. Gene Ontology annotation, cellular component: membrane.
AUUGAAGACCAGAAAUAUCUUGAACUAACCAAAAACUGUACAGAAUUCAAAACUAGUCGAAAUUUUAUUUUGAAGCCGUUGAGCGAAGAAUCUAGAAACUUUCCAAUCGCUUUCAAUUUCAUAGUUCACAAAUCAGCUUACCAGAUAGAACUUCUUCUUCGAUCGUUGUACCGGCCUCAAAAUGUUUUUUGUAUACACGUGGAUAGCAAGUCAUCUGAAGUAUUUAAGAAAGCGAUCCAAUCAAUUGCUGGUUGUUUUGAUAAUGUGUAUAUGGCAUCUAAAUUCGAGUCCAUAAACUGGGCUGGUUUCAGUCGCUUACAAGCCGACAUAACCUGCAUGGAGGAUCAUUUGAGUCGUAAUUCAACUUGGAAAUAUUUGAUCAACACGGCUGGGCAGGCAUUCCCAAUAAAAACAGUUGAAGAAAUGGUGCGGAUACUAACGAUAUAUAAUGGCUCCAAUGAUAUUGAAGGAUUGUACGGUAAGAGAUUAUUGAAAAAUCGUUUCGAGAACGAAUGGAUCGAAGAUGUAGCAGCUCAUACAGUACGAAAAACUAACAAAUUAAACCCGAAACCUCCUCACAACAUCGAUAUCGUCAGAGGAUCGGCCUACGGAAUUUUCAGCAAAAAGUUUGUAGAAUUCAUCAUCAAGGACGAAAGAGCCAAAGCCCUGUUGAAGUGGUCUGAAAAAACAUGGAGUCCUGAUGAGUUCUAUUGGUCGACACUGCACCACACUUACAGCAACCCUCACCUUCAUACGCCUGGUGGAUUCUCAGGUAAACGUUUUGUGUGCUUUCUCCUUACCAUUUACAGUUGGGUUAAAUAUGAAUGGUUGGCCGUCUAUGCGAAUUGGGGCGAGAAUUCCUGCAGUGGGAAGUUUGUGCGGUCCAUCUGCGUGUUCGGAGUGGAUGACGUCAUCAACCUGAUCGACAGACGAGAAUUCUUCGUGAACAAGUUCUAUCACGACUAUCAGCCGCUUGCAUUGAGCUGUAUAUCAGCUUGGAUCCACUCCAAGGAAAUG